Messenger RNA from Portunus trituberculatus (swimming crab), 4897 nucleotides. RefSeq names its product balbiani ring protein 3-like. The coding region runs from base 80 to 4573 and encodes 1497 amino acids. Lineage: Eukaryota; Metazoa; Arthropoda; Malacostraca; Decapoda; Portunidae. The transcript has 38 exons. The record is from RefSeq and is a predicted model, not a curated record.
UACAACUGUCCUCACUUCCCCGCCAGCGAGCAGAGAGGGACCACUUCAGCUCUGCUCACCCACUUGUACCGCCACGGACAUGAUGAAGGCAGUGGCGGCCGCUGCGUUGCUAGGGAUGGUUCUGUGCUGCCUGGUGCCAGUGACGUUCUCUGCUAGCACUCUCUCUGAAAGGAAACUACAAGAGGAGAGCGAGAAAGAAGCACCUCUCUCACCCGCAGCAGAGCCAGCCAAGGAAGAGAUCGAUGCUAGAGUAGAAGAGAUUGGUGAAGGCAAAGAAAAAGAGGGGAAGGCAAAGCCUGAACGGAAUCGACCAGCGUCACCGGGUGAGGAGGUGUCGGACAGAUACCCCUCUCAAAAACCUCAAAAGGGAAAUAAAAAUUGCAAACCGAAAAGACCUUGCAAGCAGAAGGAAGGGAAGUGCAGGAGUCGUUGCAAGGAAAAGGAGAAAAACUUGGGGCCUCUGUGUAAACCAAAGAAGAAAAGAUGUGUCUGCUGUGUUAAAGAGAAAAAGAAGAGGAAGUGUUCGCAGAAUGGAAGCUGCAAGGGUGCGGGGCGAUGUAAGAAACGGUGCAAGAAAGGGAAGGAGCAGCAGGUGCCUCACAAGACAUGCAAGACCAAGGGCUGUGUUUGCUGUGGCCCCAUCAAUACAGGCCCGUGUCCCGUUGACCUCACCUGCAAGGCGAAAGGCGGCAGUUGUAAGGCGAGCUGCGGUGGUGACCUGAAGGUGUCCGGACUCUGUCAGCACUGCUCUUGUUGUAUUCCUCCACGUCCGUGUCCUUUUGAUCUGGGCUGCAAGGCGAAACUCGGCACUUGUAAGUCGAGCUGCGGUGAUGACGAACUGAAAGUGUUUGGCCACUGUGACUCCCACUGUUCCUGUUGUGUUCCUCGGCCUCCAUGCCCCCUUCAUCCAAUCUGCAACGCGAAAGGCGGCACCUGCAAGGCGAGCUGUGGUCCGGGCGAGCAGAAGUUGCCUUGGCAGUGUGACGCCAAUUGUCUCUGUUGUGGCGCCGCGCCUCCGUGCUCUCUCCAUCCCAUCUGUAACGCGAAAGGCGGCACCUGCAAGGCGAGCUGUGGUCCGGGCGAGCAGAAGUUGCCUUGGCAGUGUGACGCCAAUUGUCUCUGUUGUGGCGCCGCGCCUCCGUGCUCUCUCCAUCCCAUCUGUAACGCAAAAGGCGGCACCUGCAAGGCGAGCUGUGGUCCGGGCGAGCAGAAGUUGCCUUGGCAGUGUGACGCCAAUUGCCUGUGUUGUGGCGCUGCACCUCCGUGCUCCCUCCAUCCCAUCUGCAACUCGAAAGGCGGCACCUGCAAGGCGAGCUGUGGUCCGGGCGAGCAGAAGUUGCCUUGGCAGUGUGACGCCAAUUGCCUCUGUUGUGGCGCUGCACCCGGCUGCUCGCGCCAUCCCAUCUGCAAUGCGAAUGGCGGCACCUGCAAGGCCAGCUGUGGCAAGGGGGAGCAGAAAUUGCCUUGGCAAUGUGAUGGCAAUUGCCUCUGUUGUGGCGCUGCACAGUGCGAGGAAGUGAAGGACUGCUCGGCGGUAGGCGGCAAGUGUGUCAAGGAGUGUAAAGGCAAGAUUGUACCUGACCUGUGUGACGCCAAGGAAGCCUGUCAGUGUUGCCUGGCUGCCUCUCCAUGUUCGGCCCACCCCGAUUGUACCAAGAAUGGAGGCUACUGUGCUCCGACCUGCGAUGGAGGCAAGGCUCUGCCAGGACUGUGCCACGCCAAGGACUGCGAAUGCUGCUUCUUUCCCUUGUGCAGACUGGAACCCGCCUGCCAGGCAGCGGGCGGCCUCUGCACGACUGACUGUUCUGAGGGCAACGUGCUCAAGGAUCUCUGCCAAGGAAAGGACUGCCAGUGCUGCGUGCCUCCCUCCUCCUGCAAACACACGGCGAAGUGCACCAGCAAGGGCGGCCACUGCUCCGAAACGUGCCCGGGAGGGCAGACGCUGCCUGACUUGUGUGAAGGGACGAACUGCCAGUGUUGCCUUCCUGUCCAGUGUCCCACCGACGUCUCUUGCUCUGCGGUGGGCGGGUACUGUGCCAAGAGCUGCUGUGAAGGGGCGGAGCUGAGCGACCGUUGCGGCGACGAUGGCUGCGUCUGCUGCAUACCUCCGCCAAUCUGUGAGCCGAGAAGCGCGUGCACGGACAAGGGAGGUCGCUGCGUCAAGGACUGCCCAGAAAAGAACUCGCUGCCAGAUCUGUGCAACGAAGACGAGGACUGCACUUGCUGCCUGGAGUCAAAGUGCGUGGAUGACGAGUGCAGGAAGGUGGGAGGAUUCUGCACUGCACUGUGUAGCCUGGCGGGCACAGACAUCCCUCCCAGCCUCGCCCAGUGUAGCUCAGGGGCAGACUGCGCUUGUUGCACUCCAACAUCCGUGUGUCCAGCCACCUCUCGCUGCACGGACAAGGGAGGUUUCUGCUCCAAAGACUGCGACAUUUGGUUCUUUGUGGACGAGUUGUGUGACGGAGAGGAGUGCAAGUGCUGCUUUGCUCCUAAGUGUAAGCCAAAGGGCAAGUGUACCGAGCUGGGAGGAUUCUGUACCACCAACUGUCCUGAGGGAUUCUCCACGCAGGAACUCUGUGAAGGAAACCAGUGCACCUGCUGCCUUCCGGCACUCGCGUGUCCACCGGAUAGACAAUGCACUGCGGCCGGUGGGCGAUGCACUCAGACCUGUCCCACCCAGAAAGAAGUGGCCACGUUGUGUGACGAAGGCGAGGACUGCGGCUGCUGCUUCUCUCUACAGUGCACAGCCAAGAAGAGCUGCUCGGACCUGGGAGGGCGGUGUGCCAAAACCUGCGCCGAGGGUCAGGUGGAGGUGGAAGGCGACCGUUGUGAGGGAGAGGGAUGCAAGUGUUGUGUCAAGCCUCAGUGCAAUCCUCAGUCCAAGUGCACGAAGAAAGGAGGCUACUGUGCCCCCAGCUGUCCCGACCCUGACCUGGAGCUGGAUCUGUGCGGCGAGGACUGCAAGUGUUGCUUCCCUCCCCGCGCGUGUGAGGACAGCAGGGAAUGCAAAAGAGAAAAUGGAUUCUGCACAAACAACUGUCCCGAGGAGUUCCUCGGCCCCCAGACUAGGAGUGGGCUUGUCAACUGCGAUGGGGAGGACUGCGUCUGCUGCCACGAUAAACACUGUGAGCCAAAGUCUGACUGCGUAGAGAAGGGCGGCUUCUGUGCAAAUUCUUGUCCUGACGAGAACAAAGAGGAAGGCUUGUGCUUCGGUACUGACUGCGUGUGUUGCCUCCUGCCCAAAUGUAAACCGGCGGACACCUGCGCAGAGUUGGGAGGGUUCUGCGCCAAGACUUGCCCAUCAGGAACCCUCGAGGAAGAGAAAUGUGAUGGCGACUGCAAGUGCUGUAUUCCUGAACCCGCGUGCGACACCAAGAGUGAGUGCGCCGAGAAGGGAGGCCGCUGCGCCAAGACCUGCGAGGGACAACAGAUCGACGGUCUGUGCGGCAGCCAGCGGGGAUGCAAGUGUUGUCUCGAGCCAGACUGCCAGCCAGCGGACACCUGCUCGGAGAUCGGCGGGUACUGCGGCAGCCAGUGUGGCGAAGGGGAAACUCAGGCAGACCUGUGUGGUGGAGACGGCUGCACAUGUUGCUUUGUCCUGGAUUGUGAAGCCAAGAACGUCUGCACCGAGAAAGGCGGUUACUGCACCAAGGACUGUCCAGACGGCCAGCACGUGCCGGGUUUGUGUGAGGGACAAGGCUGCGUCUGCUGCUUCUCUUCAGAGUGCUCGGCGGAGCAAGACUGCACUGACAUCGGAGGCUACUGCACCCACAACUGCAUCGAGGGCACAGAGGUUGAGGGGCUAUGCACGGAGACCGGUUGCCGAUGCUGCGUGCCGCCGCCUGUUUGUGAAGCCAAGAGGCAAUGCACGGAGCGGGGAGGUUUCUGCGCGCUCACCUGCGAGGACGGCAUGAGUGUGGAUGGCGAUCUGUGUGACGGGGACGACUGUGCUUGCUGCUUCCCCCUGCAGUGCAGCACCACGCCCUCCUGCAGCGCCGCGGGAGGAUUCUGCUCGCGGGACUGCCAGGGCUUGCCGUCUGUGGAGGGCGAGUGUGGCGCGGGCUGUCACUGCUGCAUUCCCGCCGCUGCCUGCAAAGCCAAGCCGGCCUGCACGCUGGUGGGCGGCUGCUGCGUGAAGGAGUGCGAGGAAGGCAAGGAGAUCGCCGGGCUGUGUGAGGAGCGAGACUGCAAGUGCUGCUUCUCUCCUCAGUGCAAGUCUGCCCCGCAGUGCACCGCCUCGGGGGGAUUCUGUACCAAGGAGUGUGCAGGAAACGUGUUGCCUAUCAAAUGUGAAGACAAGGACUGUCAGUGCUGCUCCCUCGCCCAGUGUGAUGCCACAACGGAGUGUUCCGAUGUGUGGGGAGUGUGCGCCAAGUCCUGCCAAGGCCCUGCUGUCGCCAAGCUGUGUAAGGGAGGAUGCAGCUGUUGUCUGUCUCCUCCUGCGUGCUCCCCUAAGGCAGAGUGCACCAGAAAGGGAGGCCAUUGCUCCCAUAACUGUGCAGGUGACAAGUCCUUGCCAAACUUGUGUGACGGAAACUGCCAGUGUUGUUUCUCCAAUACAUCACCAGAGUAAGAUUGCUACGUAGAUCGACGACUCCCAUGUGAUCUAUUCUCUUCAGGAGGAAAGACGUGAAGUGACGAGCACGAGUUUUCAAUGUUCUUCACUCAUCAUCGCUGUUUUUAUCUAGGAGUUUUAUAUGUUAAGGAUGUCUUUUCAUUUGAUCAUAUAUACAGCUUAGUUCUUUAGAGAAAGUCUGCGUUUUCGAUCUUGUAUAAAGGUUCGCCCAAUGCGUCUUUUUAAAUGAAUAUGCUUUCUGUUUUUCAUGGCUUCCAUAUUUUAUGUAUUAAGCACGUCUUAUUCCAUAUUGUAUGAAUAUAUUAUAUAACAGUGAACAGC